AAUGUUAACUGCAACUCCCACAACUGCUACGACAUCACCUUCGAUUCCGAUCAAAUCAAAACCACCAUCACCUCCUCUCCAUACAUGGUCGACCACUGGAUCUCCCGAAUCCUCCGCUUCCACCGCCGCCGCCUCCACCGUCUCCUCGUCGGUCUCGACGUCGAGUGGCGCCCUAACUUCAAUCGCUCUCGCCGGAACCCCGCCGCCACAUUGCAGCUCUGCGUCGGCCGCCGAUGCCUCAUUUUCCAACUCAUUCACGCCCCUGAAAUCCCCCACUCUCUGCUCCACUUUCUCGGCGACGAAACCUUCACUUUCGUCGGCGUCGGAAUCGAUCAGGACGCUCGGAAGCUGUUCGACGACUACGAUUUGACUGUGAACAACGCUGUCGAUCUCCGGUCUAUGGCUGUGGAUCGGACGGGAAGGAGGGAUUUGAGGAACGCAGGGCUGAAGGAUUUGGCCAGAGAGAUUCUUGGGAGGGAGAUCGCGAAGCCGAAGGCCGUGACGAUGAGCAGAUGGGACGACGAAUAUCUAACUUCCGCUCAGGUAGCGUAUGCUUCCAUUGACGCGUUUCUGUCUUUUGAAAUUGGAAGGUCUCUGUCCAGUUAGAUUCGAAUUUGUGAAAGGGGCUUUCAAUGGCUGUUUGUUAGGGUUCUUCAUUUUCUUCGAUUGCGGUUUGUUAGGAUUUGAUUGUUACAGCUUUUCAUUUGGUUUUGGAUUUCCAUUGUAAAUCUGGUUGCUUCU
This is a messenger RNA of Momordica charantia (bitter melon), 741 nucleotides long. RefSeq names its product 3'-5' exonuclease-like. Gene Ontology annotation, molecular function: nucleic acid binding; 3'-5' exonuclease activity. Gene Ontology annotation, biological process: nucleobase-containing compound metabolic process. Lineage: Eukaryota; Viridiplantae; Streptophyta; Magnoliopsida; Cucurbitales; Cucurbitaceae. The record is from RefSeq and is a predicted model, not a curated record. Gene Ontology annotation, cellular component: nucleus; cytoplasm.